AUGGAAGGGUUCUCAGUAAAGGUCAAAACCCCAACUAGAACCUCAUCUGAAUUGACACAAUCAGAUGCAAAUGAAGAUGGCUUUCCAAUAACAGAACCGACCAGUACCUGCCAACCCCCUUCGCGCCACUGUCAUGUAGCCAAGACUUCCAGCUGUGGAAACCACAAGGAUGCAGUGUUAACUCAACGCACAGUGCUGAAACCACAUAAAAAGCUUCAUAACUGUCAUCGUUGUGGCAAAGAAUGUACUAACUCCACAAACCUGAAACGUCACAUGAGGAUCCAUACAGGGGAGAGGCCUUUCAAAUGUACCGUGUGUGCGAAAAUGUUUAGACAAAAGGCACAUUUGCAAAAGCACGUAAGGACCCACACAGGGGAGAAGCCCUUUUGGUGCCAGGUUUGUAAGAAAAGGUUCAGCUCAAAUUGGCAUCUCAAACAACAUUUCAUGAUCCACACAGGUGAGAAGCCUUACAGAUGUGACCACUGUGAAAAGCAGUUUUCUGACAAUUCAUCUUUUACGAACCACCUUCGUAACCACACGGGGGAGAAACCUUACCAAUGUAAUAUUUGUGGGAAAAAAUUCUCCAUCAAGUCAGUCCUCAAAAUGCACAUGAGAAUUCAUACAGGGGGAAAACCUUACAAAUGCCCCACUUGUUGGAAAUCUUUCACUUACAAGGCAAACCUGAAAGUACAUAUUAGGAUGCACACAGGCGAGAAGCCAUACAAAUGCAUCUAUUGUGGAAAACGAUUUUCCAGAAGCCUGGGAGUGAGGACUCACAUGACACUACAUACUGGUGUUCCACACUGAAUUGGUUCUGCUUUGGUCUGCACAAGUGUCACAGCACACCAGUUAAAGAGAACAAUGCUGGAAUUUUUUUAAUUGAUUUUUUUUUUGGUAAUCUUUCACACCAUAUUUGGCAUUAGUAGCUUGC
Lampris incognitus (smalleye Pacific opah) is the source of this 931-nucleotide messenger RNA. Its product is annotated as gastrula zinc finger protein XlCGF49.1-like. NCBI's taxonomy places the organism in Eukaryota, Metazoa, Chordata, Actinopteri, Lampriformes, Lampridae. Gene Ontology annotation, molecular function: RNA polymerase II cis-regulatory region sequence-specific DNA binding; DNA-binding transcription factor activity, RNA polymerase II-specific. Gene Ontology annotation, biological process: regulation of transcription by RNA polymerase II. Gene Ontology annotation, cellular component: nucleus. The transcript has 2 exons. Bases 1 to 807 code for a protein of 268 amino acids. The record is from RefSeq and is a predicted model, not a curated record.